This is a messenger RNA of Iphiclides podalirius (scarce swallowtail), 1086 nucleotides long. The record is from the annotation of a GenBank genome assembly. NCBI's taxonomy places the organism in Eukaryota, Metazoa, Arthropoda, Insecta, Lepidoptera, Papilionidae.
AUGUAUAUCCUCCACAACAUCCUUUGGAUGUCUAACGCGCGGUCUCCGUUGUCGACGGAACCCCCGGCAUCGGAGCCGCGAGCGGAACACAGUAAAGACCGGCGCAGAGGCCGCAGUAAAGACGGACACGCGGAGCCGAAAGUGGACCGUCGAAGAGAGGCUACUAGAGAAAGGGAACCCAUUACGGCAAGAGAAAGAUCACAGAUACCGCCAAGUCGCGAUCGCGAACGUAGCUCAUACAGGGAGUUUAAUGGUGGUGGUCUUGGUGGAGGACUAGGGAGUGGAGCACCAGGUCCGAGAGGACGUUAUAAACCCCAAGAGGAAGAGUUCUUUGAUGCUAGAAGGGAAGAAAGAGAAAGGAUUGGACAAGUUGGAGUCUCUUCAGUUUGGGGAAAAUCACCAUUAAGACCAGAUUCCGAUGAAGAACCAUCACAACCAAACGAUAGUGAAAAAAGUAAGGAAAAGAAAAAAUCCAAAAAGUCUAAGGACAAGGAGGAGAGGACAAAACAAAAAUUGAAAAAGCUGAAAAAGAAGCUUAAAAAAGUGAAAAAAGCAAGAAAAAAAGCGAAGAAAAAGAAAUCAAAGGGUUCCAGCAGUGGGUCUAGUUCAAGCAGUGAGGAAGAAGUCUGGGUUGAGAAAGGAAGUGAGUGUACAUCAAUAGGGGCGGAGGCGGGAGCGGAGGCGGGGGCGGAGGCGGGGGCGGAGGCGGCGGGCGGGGCGGUGGGGCCGGAGCCGCGGGCGGGCGCGGCGCUGGGCCCGCGCGACUUCGGGCGCGCGCUGCUGCCGGGCGAGGGCGCCGCCAUGGCCGCCUUCGUGGCCGAGGGCAAGCGCAUCCCGCGCAGGGGCGAGAUCGGCCUCACCUCCGACGAGAUCGCCUCCUACGAGGCGGUCGGCUACGUCAUGAGCGGCAGCAGGCACCGGCGGAUGGAGGCGGUGCGCAUCCGCAAGGAGAACCAGAUCUACUCGGCGGACGAGAAGCGCGCGCUGGCCGCCUUCAGCAAGGAGGAGCGGGCGAAGCGCGAGAACGCCAUCCUGGCGCAGUUCCGCGGCGUGCUGCAGGCCAGGGCGCAGCGCAGGGACGACCAC